GUCAUAGUCUCCCACCCUUUCUUUAGGUCACAUGCCAACAGGGUCAGCUGAUCCUUGCUUCCGUUGCCGGCGGCAAGACUGAGAGACCGGCGGGCAAGGCAGGGCAGAGCAGGCAGGGUUCACGGUGGUACCGAGGAUGGCAGCCUCGGUGGGGCCGGGAACGCGCACGAAGACCAAGAAGAAACACUUUGUGCCGCAGCGUGUGAAGGUGCUGCGAUCGGCCGACCCUCUGCUGGGUGUGUUGGGUUGGGGGAUUAACCAUCAGAAACUGGAUAAAAUAGAAUUGAUGAAGCUAAGACUGCCUUGCUUGUCUUGGGUCCUUUCACUUGGCCUGGAUGGAAACUUUCUGAUAAAUGAACUGAGUCAAGUUCCUCAGCCAGUGAUGCUGCUUCCUGAUGACUUCAAAGCCAAUUCCAAAAUAAAGGUGAACAAUCAUCUCUUCAACAGAGAAAACCUGCCCAGCCAUUUCAAAUUCAAGGAAUACUGCCCACAGGUCUUCCGCAAUCUCCGUGAACGUUUCAACAUCGAUGACCAGGAUUAUCAGGUUUCUCUGACACGUUGUCCACCGACCUAUGAAACUGAGGGUGCGGGGCGCUUCCUCCUGUCCUAUGACAGAACGUUGGUGAUAAAGGAGAUCUCCAGUGAAGAUGUGGCUGAUGUGCAUAGCCUUCUGUCCCACUACCACCAGUACAUUGUGAAGUGUCAUGGGAGCACCCUCCUGCCCCAGUUCCUGGGUAUGUACCGGCUCAGCGUGGAUAGUGAGGAGAGCUACAUGCUGGUCAUGAGGAACAUGUUCAGCCACAGGCUCACCGUGCACAGGAAGUACGAUCUGAAGGGCUCCCUGGUAUCCCGUGAAGCUAGUGAUAAAGAGAAGGGCAAGGAGCUGCCAACCCUGAAGGACAUUGACUUUCUAAACAUGAACCAGAAAGUGUACGUCAGCGAAGAGGCCAAGAGAGACUUCAUGGAGAAAUUAAAGCGAGAUGUGGAGUUCCUAGUGCAACUAAAGAUUAUGGACUACAGCCUGCUAUUGGGUAUCCAUGAUGUGCAGCGAGCAGAGCAGGAAGAAGACGAGGAUGUGAAAGAGGAAGAGGAGGAUGGAGAGGGUGAACCUGGGGGUGUGGCAUCAGUAGGUUCUUAUGGAACUUCUCCUGAGGGCAUUGGCAGCUAUCUCAACUCCCACAAGCCUCUGGGACCUGGUGACUUUGACCCUUACAUUGACGUCUAUGCCAUCAAGAGUGCUGAAAAUAGCCCCCAGAAGGAGGUUUAUUUCAUGGGCCUGAUUGACAUUCUCACACAGUAUGAUACCAGGAAGAAGGCUGCCCAUGCGGCUAAGACAGUCAAGCAUGGGGCUGGUGCAGAGAUCUCCACGGUGCAUCCAGAACAAUAUGCCAAGCGCUUCCUGGAUUUUGUCACAAAUGUAUUUGCUUAGCAGUUGUACAGUACGUCAUCUUGGCUGAAGCUUAAGAUCAGAGGCUUCCCCACCCUCACCCACCCGUAGUUCUCCCCCCACCCCCAACUCUCAGUAAGAGGGAAAUUUCCCCCCUGCUGUGUUUGGGUCAGCAGGACAGCUGGGUUGACUAGGGCCCCAUUGUGGCUGGUCUGGGGGAUGGCUACUGAAUCAAGUGCCUUAUCUUUGACCUUCUGUUGGCAUGAGCAGGGAUCCAGAGUACCAAAGAAGCUGAUUGAUUGCUGUUUCUUGGAGGCAGCCUGAGCAGGAGAAAGAAGGCUGGCUUCGAAUAUAUUCAUCCCAGUGUUGAUAUCUUCUAUCCUACAUACUGUACCAAUGACACACGAGCUAGAUGGUGACUCUGGCUAGGUCAGGAUCUAAACUCGCACAUAGGUUUAAAUGGUUUUUUAUUCUGAGACAGAAUAAUAUGCAAUAAGAAUUUAGUCAUGUGCCUUGGAAGAAGGGGGUUGAGUGGAAUCUUCACCAUUUAUGCAACCAGAGGGUGACUGAUCGUAUAUAUUAACUUACCCCAUGAUAUCCAGUGGUAGUGCCUAUUUAUUUUAAAGACAUUCUGCUGGUUCUUUACCUCUUUUCUCCACCCCUUGCUGGAAGGUUGUACUGUGGCCCACCCCUUGUGAGUGGUGUUGGUCCCUUCUAGCACAAUUGUCAAUAGUAGAGAGCUGCCAUUCAAAAGAGCAUCCUAAGAGCCUAGCACUCCACCCCAGUUCUCCCUGGGCUCUGCAGCCUCUUCUAACCUUAUUGCCAAAGUUCUGCUUAUGGUAAUCGCCUCUUCCACGGUGGGCUGUUUUCAGCAGCCCUGUGAUUUGCCCCCCGCUUGCAUCCCUCCAAUAGACGAUGGUAACUGAUUCAGGGAUUGGGAGCUACUCUGGAGCUGCCAACAGGGAUCUGAGAUUUGACAUUGGGAGGGGCUUGCUGUGCCUUCUUUGGCAAAGGGAGAUGGGUGUGUGGGCGGGGAGGGGGCAGGAUAGAGACAGGAUUAUUCUGUCCCUGUGUAAUGUAUCCAAGUGUUCCUCUUGCUCCAGCAUGCACCAAAUUGUGUUGAGUAGCUCUACUCACUAGUCGCACUUGUCUCUCCACGAUGCAGUCUGUAGUACAUCUUGGCUGCCCAGCUCCACCCAAGGAGAGCUUGUCUAGUUCAAAGCCUGUGAGAAAUGUCAAAAUGAAAGCCCCAUCCACUGCCUGUUCUAGCUCAGCUGUGGGGGACAGGAAGACGUGGGAAUGCCAUGUCGAGGACUGGGUGUUUUCAGCAGCUCUGGGUGUGUGCGUGUGCAGACUCCAGUGAAGGGGCUAUAAUGUUUCCUUUGUGUGUGUAAUACACGUAUGUGCACACAUAUAUCUAUAACGGAUAUGUUGUGGGAUGUUUGCCUGUAUGUCAGUAGCUGUGUGGAGGGCUCUCUGAGGAUGGAGUAGCUGUCAGGUGUAUUACAGAGAACAUCCCUCUGCAAUAGUGUGUUUGUUAGCUCAGCAGAGUUGGGCUCCUUGGAGAUCUCCAUUCGCUGAGCAUAUUGAGGAUCACAGGCAAGGAUCAUCAGCCAGUUUCUCUUACUGGCCUGGUAAACUGACCUGGCAUGCCAUGGUAGCCGUUCUGGUAAGGAGAGAGGGUUAGGGCAGGCUCUGCACAGCCACCCCAUCUGCUGCCUUAGGCCUGGAACCCAGGGGUAGUUCCAUGCUGUUCUACCAGUCCUUUCUCCUCUGCCCCUGUAGUGGUUCUGCUGGGACUCGAUGCCAUUCCUCUCGAUGCAAUAAAGCUUGUGCCAUGGAAACAUGCUUUUGCCCUGGGACUGUACUACUUUCAGUCCCUUCUCUGUGUUUCUUAUUGUAUAAGAUGUUGUGUAUUUCCAGUUCACUCUUGUAUCAAUAGAAAUAAAUUAUUGAACCAGAAA
Messenger RNA from Rhineura floridana, 3351 nucleotides. It is a transcript of the gene PIP4K2C, whose product is annotated as phosphatidylinositol-5-phosphate 4-kinase type 2 gamma. Bases 137 to 1429 code for a protein of 430 amino acids. Gene Ontology annotation, biological process: phosphatidylinositol metabolic process. NCBI's taxonomy places the organism in Eukaryota, Metazoa, Chordata, Lepidosauria, Squamata, Rhineuridae. The transcript has 11 exons. Gene Ontology annotation, molecular function: phosphatidylinositol kinase activity. The record is from RefSeq and is a predicted model, not a curated record.